UUUAACUGGUCCCACCGUCUUUUAUCAUAUCGCAUCCUUCCAAAAUGAGGCGUAAAAACCAGUGCAGCGGGACGAUAACUCCCCGUUCUGAUUAUGCUUCAAUUGGUAGAGCGUGUCGAUUGCAUGUCACGUUAGACCCACCUCUAUGGAUCAAACGGAAAAGACCCCACUGAACCCGAAGAAGCUGAAAGGUGAUGAAGUGGAUACAGACCCCUACCAGGAUCUCCCUGUUGACAAAGGAUGGGCUUGGGUCGUUCUUGCAGCCUCUUUUCUCAGUACGGUGCUGGCCGUGGGAUACUUCCGGUCAUUCGGAAUCCUGUUUGUGGAAUUUUUGAAGAUGUACGACGUGCCCACAUCAGUGACGUCAUUGAUUAUGGGAAUCCAAGGCGCAUCACUCAGCGUUGCAGGGUUUAUAACGCAGAGUAUCCUUAUGUCUAAUUUCCACGAAAGGACCAUAGUUAUUGUGGGCGGACUACUGAUGGGAAGUGGGGUCAUGGCUAGCACGAUCGCUAACAGCAUUCCAGCCUUGAUUAUCACACAGAGCAUAAUGGUCGGUUGUGGGUUAGCGAUGGUGAUGGGUCCAGUGAUAAUGAUACUAAACAAAUACUUCAACAAGAGGCGCUCGUUAGCCGUUGCCAUGUCAACCAUCGGUGCCAACGUUGGAGCGAUUGUCUUCCCACCUUUUGUCAGGUAUCUUUUAGACGAAUUUGGCUUCAGAGGAACAUUCAUAAUAACGGGAGCUGUGAUGCUGAACAUCAUGGUUUUUGGAUUAUUCCUGCGUCCAUUUAAUCUGGCGGACAUACGGAGGACGGAGAACGCCAGGAAGAAAUCUCUUAUCAACGACUACCAAACUGGUGCAGCAGAGUGUAUAGAGGAUAGUCCUCUGGACACAGAGAUAAAAGGAACAUCCAAGUCCCCAUCCAUACAGCGAACCCACUCGCAAUCUCCCAAGUCGAAACCUAGAUCACCCAUGCGUCAAAGCCUGCCAGACUUGCUAAUUUAUUCCUGUCCCGUUGUGUGGGACGACGACGACGAAGAUAAUGACGACGAUGUCGACGACCAACCUUUUUUUGAAGGAUCCAAGAAACCUGCAUCAGAAUCUGCGCUAAAACAGGCCUCCGGGAACUGUUUGAGCGUCUUCAAUUUUGCCUUGUUCAAGAAUCCUUUGUUCCUGAUCGUGGUAGCGUGUGCAAUAUUCGGAAUACAUUCGGCCACCACCAUGAACAUCUACAUCCCUGCCCUGGCAAAGGGGAAGGGCAUACCGAAACUGAAAGCAGCCUUGCUGCUGUCUAUCGUUGGCGCCACUGGAAUUGUCGGCAGACUGUUCGUAGGAGUCAUUGCCGAUUUGAGCAUCGUCAAGCGAUCUCUGCUGAUGGCAUUCGCUCUUGCGGCGUCCGGUGUCUCGGCGCUCUGCGCCCCGUUAUAUGAUGAUUUCGAAACGAUGAUCAUUUAUUGCGUCGUGUACGGAUUCUUUGGCGGGUUGUAUUUCAGCCUGCUUCCCAUAGUGCUGGUGGAUUUUCUUGGCGAAAAACAACUAUCGACAUCGUUCGGCUUCCUCCAGCUGUUCAGUGGUGCUUCUAUGGCAGCGGUUAACCCUAUAGCAGGUUGGCUGCAUGACCUAGAAGGGAACUAUGAUGUCCCGUAUCAACUGUUUGGAAGUCUCUCCGUCAUUGCUGGGGUCAUUCUACUGCUGGAGACCUUCAUCACGAGACGCAGGUCAUAAGAGGCGGAAGAUGAAAGAACCGGUGGUGUGGAGGAGUGGGGGCAUCAUGCAUGUUCAUUCACUUUUCAACGGGGAAUCUUCUCACACCUUUUUCAAGCAGGAGGGAAAACUAAGUAGCUUUGAUAGGUGGAGACAUUAUAUGUUAAUUCACUGGGGAGUGGGUAGACAAUGCGUUAUCUUCAACUAAUUUGGGUGAAGCGCUUCCAACGCCUAUGGAGACAGUAAGGAAACUAAAAGGCCUCGAUUACCUAUGCAGGCUGUGGAGGAAGACUAAAUGGCAGAAGUGGUGUACGGAUUGGAACCAAAUGCUUCUCCACUUUACAAAAAUGAUAGCUCAGUGAAAUAAUAAAAUAUUAAAACAUU
Molecule: messenger RNA, 2086 nt
Organism: Gigantopelta aegis
Lineage: Eukaryota; Metazoa; Mollusca; Gastropoda; Neomphalida; Peltospiridae
Product: monocarboxylate transporter 5-like
Exons: 7
Coding region: 146-1723 (525 amino acids)
Biological process (GO): transmembrane transport; monocarboxylic acid transport
Molecular function (GO): monocarboxylic acid transmembrane transporter activity
Source: RefSeq, a predicted model, not a curated record